Molecule: messenger RNA, 3451 nt
Organism: Paramacrobiotus metropolitanus
Lineage: Eukaryota; Metazoa; Tardigrada; Eutardigrada; Parachela; Macrobiotidae
Product: peroxidase-like
Exons: 16
Coding region: 716-3058 (780 amino acids)
Biological process (GO): response to oxidative stress
Molecular function (GO): heme binding; peroxidase activity
Source: RefSeq, a predicted model, not a curated record
UAGUAGUAGCGUUAGAUAACCACAGCGUCGGAUCAUUUAUAGUUAAGCAUGUUAAUUUCAUUACCGUGGACCGGUUUCUUGUUUUUAUAAUUUUUGAUAUUAGUUUUACUGAUAGUUCUUAAAAUUGUGCGGUAAAAAUGUUGAAGGAAAAAUGUGGUUUGUUAUUUAUUUUACUGAGUUUUAUUAUGAUUAAUCUAUCUACCGCGCAUCGUGAUCCACCAUGGAAUGACACAAUAGUUAAUACUGAUAGUCUGUACGAAAUGAUCCCGUCGGAACGUGAGGGUUUCCACCAUCCGGAAGCGAAUUUGUAUGCAGAGCCUAAUAGUGCGUUUAUGUCGUUGAAUGGCACAUUAGGCACAGUGCAUAUAUCGAGGGAUGCGGCACCGGCUGAUGAAUGGCUAACCAGCGAUACGUCUGCCGAUAGCGGACGACAUGUACGCGAAACCGGACCGGAACACUCCAGAACAAUGUCAAAUCUUGAGAAUAAUAAUCGGGAUAAAACCUGGGGACGAGUGGCGAAAAAGAGCGGCCGGCGACAGUCUCUACAAACCAGCCGAAACCCGGCUAAAUAUUUACCGUAUUCGCCGUCACAUGGGAAAUCCGAUCAGUUGACCGGUGAACCCGAGUGGAUUCUCUCACGACAACGCCGCCAAGCGCCACCCGCCAAAAGGUCAGGAGGCCUGCGCCGGUGGAAGAGGAAGAAGAAGAGGAAGAGAUGCCGUCACCACAAAAAAAAUCCCCAAAAAGUCUAGCGGAUACGGCGUACUAUUCGUACGAGGUGGAUAAAGCCGAUAAAGGCGGGAUCAAAGGGUUUAAUAAGAAAUCUGCCAAUAUGGAAGUUUCUGAUGACACUUCGGAUGCGGAUCCGGACGUUUUGGCGUUCGACAUAGCGAUGCCCCCGCCUCCAUCGCCAGCAGGGGCGGAUGCGGAAUGGGAUGUCCGAACACUCCGGCAAUCAAAACUCUCUGCCAUGCAAAUGGCCCACCAAGAUUUCCGCCGACAAAUGGGGACUCGUCCAGCUCAGUGUCCAGAUCCCGUGAAAUUCAUGAACCUGUUUGUAGCGCAGGGUCAACCGACCGGUCCGCAACACGAAGCACCAUGGGUUUGGGCGGUUGGCAGGCCGACAAACCGUACACGUUUUGCCUAUGAAAGUGAACUUGCCGGCCGACGAGCUGCUGACCAAUUAGGCCAAGCUGAUCCCAGUCGCAUGUUUGAUGCGUGGAACAAUCAAGCGUUGAAUGACGACGAAGACUGUUUUGCUUUACCGGAAAUCGAGUGCAGUCCGCGCAAUGCAUAUCGUACAUUUGACGGCACCUGCAACAACCUGGAAAACCCAUUGAAAGGCACAGCAGGCGCCCCGCAGCGACGCAUGGCGCCGGCCAAUUAUGCCGAUGGAGUCUCCAAACCGCGUGACCUUUCGGUGGUGUCCAAAGCGCAGGGCCGCGCGGUGCCGCUGCCGUCAUCGCGGCGCGUCAGCAUAUCGCUGAGUAAAAGUGUCAACUUGCCAAAUAAUCGCGUAACUGCCAUGUUCAACCAGUGGGCACAGCUGAUCGCCCAUGAAAUUAUCAACACUCCUGUUGAAAAAGUCCCGGAUCCAAAUAACCCCCAAAAUUCAGUCACCCCAAAGUGCUGUGAUACAACGGCAGCCUGCCUUCAUCCAGCGUGUUUCCCCAUAUCCAUUCCCCCGGAUGAUCCCUUUUACACACAGCACGGUUUGCACUGUCUGGAAUUUGUUCGAGCCCAGCCAGCCCCCCGGGAGGGCUGCAAAAUAGGACCUCGACGACCAAUUAAUCUAAAUACUGCCUACAUUGACGCUUCCAAUAUGUAUGGAUCUAAUAAACGCGAUGCAAAGCGACUCAGAGCCGGGCGACAUGGUCUCCUGAAAAUUAACACAUCUCCCAUCGCUCGCGAACAAGGUCUUAUAAUGGUUCCAGGAGGAAAAAAUGCAUUGGGUUGUGUUGCGCCGUCACCGGACAUGACAUGUCCAGAUGCCGGGGAUUUACGAAUCAAUCAGCACACCGGUUUAGUAGCCAUCCAUUCGCUUCUGCUGCGCGAGCAUAAUCGUAUAGCAACAUUUAUCUCUAAGCGGCGUCCAGAAUUAUCGGAUGAGACUGUCUUCCAAGUUACACGGAAAAUCAUGGGAGCCAUUAUGCAGCACAUAACCUAUAAGGAAAUGAUUCCACUUAUUGUCGGGCCUAAUAUUUUUAAUAAUCCCGCGAAUGGACUGCGUCUGGAGAAGAGCGGUUUUUGCGAUUGUUACGAUGAAGAUAUCGACGCGGGCAUCACUGUGGAAUUCGGAGCGGCGGCCUUUAGAUUCCAUACAUUGUUGACCGAUUGGCUUCCCGUGCGUGAACCCAAUGGAAAAUUCUAUCCUCUGUAUCAGCACUUUAGCAAUGCAAAAAUGUUCUACAAACCCGGUGUUAUUGACGAGCUGUUGGUUAAUUUCCCUCAUGAUAUUCCGGAAAAAUUUGACCACGAAUUUGGCUUCAUCAUGCAGAAUCAGCUGUUUAAACCACAGGACCGACCUUUCGGAUCGGACAUUAUGACCCUGAACCUGCAACGAGGCAAAGACACCGGAACGCCCACGUAUGCACAGAUGCGCAGUGUAUGUAAACUGCCUCCAAUUCGCUCCUUCCCCGAACUGGAGCGUGUUAUGGCACCGGAAGCGGCACGGAAAUUGUCCACUGUAUAUAAGUCAGUGCAAGACAUCGAUUUGUUUGCUGGUGGCGUAAGCGAAAAUCCUGUGAACGGAAACGGUUUAGUGGGCCCUACAUUUGCAUGUAUCAUAACCGAGCAAUUCAAGCGACUGAAGCAUGGAGAUCGUUUCUGGUACGAGAACCAGGGAAUCUUUACUCCAGAUCAACUAAGAGAAAUUCGAAAGACAAGCAUGGCAGCCCUGUUGUGUAUUAACUCUCCAACAGAAGCAGUACAGCGUCAGGCUUUGUUACGAGAUUCGCCGGCGAAUCCCAUCGAGAGUUGUGAAGAAAUUUUAUCAAACCAAAUGCGCUUGGAGCCUUUUUUGGCGAAUAUUGCAUCAGCCAGACCUGAUUCAGCGUAAGCACCGGAUCUCAGAAACGCAGUUUCUCGUCUUUGAAUUGUUGCAAUACCGAGCAGAUUUUGUAUUUCUAAUGGAUGUGGUAUAAGGUGUAAUUUACUACACUUUUGUUUUUGAUAUUUCGAUUGUAUAAUUAUCGUACUGUCGACAUUUAUUAGAGAAAUCUUUGCACAGUAACAGUCCUUUAUACAGUCCUUUUAUUGAGGUUUGCUUAAAUGGCAUGAAGUUUUGUACAAAAGUCGACAAUACGCAGCCAACAUUCCAAACAAUGGAAACCAACGAACACCGGAAGCCGGCUUCUUGUAGCUUUAACAAUGUACUCGCGAACGGGAACGCUGAAAAAAAUUACGAUAAACGGAAAAUUAGUGUUAUUACGGAAAACAGUUCUAUGUUAUG